AUGGACACCUACGCCGUGGAACUAAACUCCUUUGUCGACACCGUCCUCACCAAAGUCUACGAUCUGGGUACUGGCCGCAACAUGAUCUUUUCCUCUUUCAACCCAGACAUUUGUCUGCUUCUCUCCUUCAAACAACCUUCCAUCCCUAUCCUCUUUCUCAGCGAUGCUGGAACCUCUCCUGUAGGUGAUAUCCGCGCUUCUUCUCUUCAAGAAGCCAUUCGCUUUUCCUCACGCUGGAACUUGCUCGGUGUGGUAUCAGCAGCAGAGCCUCUAGUCACUUGCCCCCGCCUCAUCAGAGUCGUCAAGGAAAGUGGGUUAGUGUGUGUUUCUUACGGUACACUCAACAAUAACCCUGCCAUGGUGGCUAGACAAGCCAAGGAAGGCAUCGAUGCUGUGAUUGUGGAUUCUGUAUUGGCGAUUAGAAAGGAAUUGACGGCUGCACAGCAGAAAGCUGGUGAACAAGGGCCGGUUAUUGAGGUUCCGCAGGUUGUGGCUACCGCGAAUGGACAAAAUGGGGUUAAGACUAAUGGACAUGCUUGA
Aureobasidium musti is the source of this 540-nucleotide messenger RNA. NCBI's taxonomy places the organism in Eukaryota, Fungi, Ascomycota, Dothideomycetes, Dothideales, Saccotheciaceae. The record is from the annotation of a GenBank genome assembly.